Diversispora eburnea is the source of this 1509-nucleotide messenger RNA. The record is from the annotation of a GenBank genome assembly. Lineage: Eukaryota; Fungi; Glomeromycota; Glomeromycetes; Diversisporales; Diversisporaceae.
AUGCCGUUGGAUAGAUAUAAUCGACGCUUUGCUCGUUCUGUUUCACCUCUAACUACUGCCGUUUCGCCUUAUUACCGUCGCCGCUCUUCUUCUGUUCCUUCUGGUGCUACUUCUCCCGCUUCUUCUACUGCUGCUUCUUUCACUUCUAACACUGCUUCUUUUGUUCCUUCUGUUACUACUACUUAUUAUUGUUCUUAUUAUUAUGACCCUUCUCGUUCUUAUGCUAUUCCUGAUUUUGCUAACUCUCUUUAUUUUACUCCUUCUACUUAUGUUUCUCCUGCUUCUUCUGUUACUUUGCCUAGUUCUUCUUCUGUUACUUUGUCUAGUUCUUCUUCUACUACUUUACCUAUUUCUUCUAUUACUAAUAUUUUGCCCACUUAUGUUUCUCCUGCUUCGUCUACUGCUGCUUCUUCCACUUCUUCUACUGCUACUUCUUCCGCUUCUUCUAUUACUACUAUUUCGCCUACUUAUGUUUCUUCAACUUCUUCUACUGCUGCUUCUUCCGCUUCUUCUGAUACUACUACUUCUUUUUCUUCUUCUUUAACUCCUUCUUAUGCUUCUGUUUCUAUUAAUACUUCUUCUGCUCCUACGUUUUUUGCCACUAACUAUUCUAAUUCUGUUAAUUCUUUUACUACUACUACUGUUUUGCCUACUUAUGCUUCUACUACUGCUUUAUUGACUGCUGCUUCUUCUAAUACUACUACCUCUUCUCCUUCUUCUUUAACUCCUUCUUAUGCUUCCGUUUCUGCUAAUUCUUCUUCUGCUCCUACGUUUUUUGCUAUUAACUUUUCUAAUUCUGCUAAUUCUUCUAUUACUACUACUAACUUUACUUUUCCUUCUACAUCUUUUGCUACUAAUCAUUUAAAUACUUCUUUGUUUGCACAAGCUAGUCCCACGAGUUCCAGAGAAAAUAGUGUGACUCCUGGUAACAGGGCAUCACGCUAUGACUCCACCUCUGCCAUACGAAGACAUGAUGCAGUGAAAUCUACCUUAACUUCUACUGAUAUUGAGCUCUCUCCUCCCGUGGUUGUUAAUAGAGCACAAUUAUCUGUAAUUAGAAAUCAAAGAAGAAUAAAUAAUCGAUAUACCCCUUACAUUGGUUCAAGCUUGAAUGAUAGGGGUGUACAAAAUCAUUUGGAAAUGGCAGAGGAUGUAUGCAAGCAUUAUAUUCCGAAACCUGCAACAAGUCUUCAUCUCUGGAACCGACCUUCAAGGGCAGACCGGGUUGCCCUUCGAAAGAACAACACUGGAAUCAAAUUUAGGGAUGGGUUUAUCAAGCAUGCACGAUCUCCUGCAUCUCGUAAACCCUGUUAUAACAACCCAUUCGAACAAUAUCAAAUUGAACGAUCAGAAAGAGAUGAUCAAAUUUAUGAAGAAGCUGAAUGGGAGACCAUUGGAGAAGAACGAUCUGUUUUCUCCAACCCUAAUUUGACUUCCAGUCAAUUUUUGGAAAACUGUCGAAGUCGCUUAAAUUUUGGAGGCUCAAGAAAUGUUACCACUCCGAACUGA